Closterium sp. Yama58-4 is the source of this 1137-nucleotide messenger RNA. The record is from the annotation of a GenBank genome assembly. Lineage: Eukaryota; Viridiplantae; Streptophyta; Zygnematophyceae; Desmidiales; Closteriaceae.
AUGGCAGAGGCGCCAGAGAGCGGCGGGGAAAGACAGGCAGCAGGAGCCACUAGUGGGGGGCCAGCGGGACCCGCAGGUGGGCGGGCAGCAGGAGGCCCGGGAGAGGAGCCGGCAGCCGCCGGUGGGGACGGGGCAGCAGGAGCUGCAGAGCGGAGGGCAGCAGCAGCUGCAGAGCGGAGGGCAGCAGCAGCUGCAGAGCGGAGGGCAGCAGCAGCUGCAGAGCGGAGGGCAGCAGCAGCUGCAGAGGGGAGGGCAGCAGCAGCUGCAGAGCGGAGGGCAGCAGCAGCUGCAGAGCAGAGGGCAGCAGCAGCUGCAGAGCGGAGGGCAGCAGCAGCUGCAGAGCGGAGGGCAGCAGCAAGGUCAGAGCGGAGGGCAGCAGCAGCUGCAGAGCGGAGGGCAGCAGCAGCUGCAGAGCGGAGGGCAGCAGCAGCUGCAGAGCGGAGGGCAGCAGCAGCUGCAGAGCGGAGGGCAGCAGCAGCUGCAGAGCGGAGGGCAGCAGCAGCUGCAGAGCGGAGGGCAGCAGCAACUGCAGAGCGGAGGGCAGCAGCAGCUGCAGAGCGGAGGGCAGCAGCAGCUGCAGAGCGGAGGGCAGCAGCAGCUGCAGAGCGGAGGGCAGCAGCAGCUGCAGAGCGGAGGGCAGCAGCAGCUGCAGAGCGGAGGGCAGCAGCAGCUGCAGAGCGGAGGGCAGCAGCAGCUGCAGAGUGGAGGGCAGCAGCAGCUGCACAGCGGAGGGCAGCAGCAGCUGCACAGCGGAGGGCAGCAGCAGCUGCAGAGCGGAGGGCAGCAGCAGCUGCAGAGCGGAGGGCAGCAGCAGCUGCAGAGCGGAGGGCAGCAGCAACCGCAGAGCGGAGGGCAGCAGCAGCUGCAGAGCAGAGGGCAGCAGCAGCUGCAGAGCGGAGGGCUGGAGCUUGCAAGGCUGCCAGAGGGGGGCAUGGAGACGGAGUCGAGCAGAAGGGUCUUGCCGGCGUGUUCGAGUGGAGAGGAGCUCCCAGAUCCUACACUGACACCCCAGCCCCGCAUCCCGUGCGAAACCUGUUAUCGCACUUUCACGGAGAGAGGAAAGGCCACACGCCAUAUGUCGGCCUGCAGGGCAGCGGACGCCCAGCGUCGUGCUCAGGCGCUUGGGUUGACCCGUGA